Molecule: messenger RNA, 1918 nt
Organism: Microcebus murinus (gray mouse lemur)
Lineage: Eukaryota; Metazoa; Chordata; Mammalia; Primates; Cheirogaleidae
Source: RefSeq, a predicted model, not a curated record
UGGCAUUACAGGUGUGAGCGGUGGCACCCAGCCCUCUUCCCUCCUUUUAACAGAUCAGAAACCUGAGGCUCAAUAGAAAAAGUGACUUGCUCCAGACCAAGAGUUAAUGGCAAAGUCAGGACCAGAACUUUGGUCUUCUGACUCCUAAAGGGAAUAUCUACUGCUCUUCCAGGCCAGCUUUGGACAAACCUGGAGGUGUUUCGUCAGCCCCCCUGAGAAAUUGCUGUGGCCAUGGGUUGGGAUGGUGAGCAAACAGAGGCUGCACAUGUUCAGUGUUACAGGCAUUGUGACAAUGGCGAUCCUAGUCUGAGAGAGAGUGAUGUGUUUCCUUCAGGUUUAUUUCAGUUGUAAGUGACUGAAAAAUCAACCCAACAGGGUUAAGCUAAAAGAAAAUGCAUUGACUUACCCAACUGUGAAGACCAUGUAUAGGGAAACACACGCUUCUCCACGUGUCUUGCCCUAUGUCCUUGAAACAAGAGACUACUGUAUCCAAAUGCCAUGAAAGCUUAUGGGCUGUGCUGCUGCUGCUGCUGCUGGACACAGACACUGUUUGGAGCCUGAGGAAGACUGAGUGGCAAAAGCACUUAGGCCCCACAGAGCCCAAGCCAAUUGCACUUGGCUCCUUGGCUAGCUACAUACCUCCAGCGGCUUAUGGGGCACUGUCCUGCCCGGCUCUGCUAAGAUGCUCCUGGCCUCUCCCUCCACCCCUUCCAGGGGACGGACCCCCAGCGCGGUGGAGAGGCUGGAGGCGGACAAAGCCAAGUAUGUCAAGACGCAUCAGCUGAUAGCGCGGCGACAGGAGCCAGCCCUGCGCGGGGGUCCUGGGCCGCUCACCCCGCACCCCUACAAUGAGCUGGGGCCCUCUGCAUCGCCCAGGACGCCCAGGCCCGCCCGCCGGGGCAGCGGCAGAAAGCUACCAAGGCCUGACUCCCUCAUUUUCUACCGCCAGAAGCGGGACUGCAAGGCUUCAGUGAACAAGGAGAACGCCAAAGGCCAGGGACUGGUGCGGCGCCUCUUCCUGGGCGCCCCCCGGGACGCCGCCCCGAGCAGCCCGGGCCCAACAGAGAGACCUGCGGUUCCUGGGGGUUGGGCCGCGCCUCAAGAUGACGCGGAAGCGGCGGGAAAGCGGGCGCUGUGCCCCACGUGCUCGCUGCCCCUGUCGGAGAAGGAGCGCUUCUUCAACUACUGCGGCCUGGAGCGCGCGCUGGUGGAGGUGCUGGGCGCCGAGCGCUUCUCUCCGCAGAGCUGGGGCGCCGACACCAGCCCGCAAGCCGCAACUUCCCCGCCGCUGGGCUCUGGGGACGCCAGUGACUGGACAUCCAGCGACGGGGACGCGGGCGGCCCGGACUGCGCAGGCGGCGGCGGCGGCUCGGAGGCAGCGGGCUCGGCGCGGGACGGUCGCCCGGCGGUGUCGGUGGUGGAGCGCAACGCGCGCGUCAUCCAGUGGUUGUACGGCUGCCAGCGCGCCCGCGGCCCGCCGCGCGAGUCCGAGGUGUGACCGCGGCCACUCGGGAGCCGGCUCCCGGGAAGUCUGGCGAGCAGGGUUGGGCUGGGCUCCGCAGGGCGCCUUUUGCGCAAGCGCCUCCCUCUGGAACUCAAUUUCCCCAUCGGAACCCUGGGGAGAUGGAACAAGAUGAUCCCGAAGGCCCUUCCCAGCGCAUGCAGCGGAGGGGGAGAGGGCCUUGUGGCCCCUGUGGAGGCCAGGGCUGGGGAGUGAUGUCUGGGGUGGGAGCUGAGCAAACCCGCUGAAUAAAGUUGACACGUAUUUCAAUGGGGCGUGAGUUUGAAUUCGGGAGAUGUUGAGGAAGGGGGUGAACGGGUUUGCGUGGGUUUUGGAGCGUGUGACCCUGGGCAAGCACUUAACCUCACUGGAGGGAGCUGCACCCCUUGGUUAUUAAAGGGAGAAAAUAAAAGUAUU